Molecule: messenger RNA, 508 nt
Organism: Cicer arietinum (chickpea)
Lineage: Eukaryota; Viridiplantae; Streptophyta; Magnoliopsida; Fabales; Fabaceae
Source: RefSeq, a predicted model, not a curated record
AAUAAUAGCGAUUAAAGAGAGAUAAUUUUAUAAAACAAGUCAUAAAGGGAGGAAUAAUUUGGGACAAGGGAGUACAAUAUAAAACCGUGAGAGUGAGUGAUAAAAGGAAAUAAAAGUGAACACAAAAUGUCAAAACUUGCCUCUAUUGUCACCUUGGCUCUUCUAUUAAGUUUUACUUUAAUCUAUGCUUCCCGUCCUAACAUUGGAUUCAACGAUGUACGCGAGGAUGUUGUGGCUAGCAAAGCAUCAUCAAAUGUAGAUUUGGGAGAAGAGAGUUGUGAAGGAGGGAAGGGAGAAGAAGAAUGUUUGGCAAGAAGGACACUUGAUGCACAUCUCGAUUAUAUCUACACUAAUCUGUCCCUAGCCAACCCUGACCCAAAACAUUGAUAUUGGAAUUAUUGAAACCAAACUAUUGUAUGUUAAAUAAAAAUAUCAAUAUAUAUUAUUGGUUCACAUAUGUUUUGGUUUGAUUUCUCUUGCUUUAAUUAAAUAAAUUGAUUUUUGCUAA